GAGUUUGAGAGUAGUGAUCUAGAGGGUGAUAGCCUGCCUAGUUCGCGAACUAACUCUUCUGCCACAAAAGGCUAGAAGAUGUUGGCUUAUGCUGUCAAACCCUAGAGUUGAUCCCCCAUUUGCGAAAUGCUGUCAAAAUUCUCUCCCAAAAGAGUUAAUUUCCUUUUGCUUUGCCGCCGACGUCACUCCUAAAUUGGCCUCUGGAGCUGCUGCAUCACCGCGUCAUUGCUGUUGCAAUUGUCUCUUCAAACCUCGUGUCUAUCUUUCAUCCAGCCAGCUACUCUAUUUCGGGCUUGCAGAGAGACAAAUAACUGUUCAACUGCAAUCAAAUUGCUCCAAUGGGGCGUAAUGACUCCAAGUCUCCUCCUGCUAGACGCCGUGGGUCUCCCAGUAGGAGGAGCUCAUCUCACAGAGAAAGGUCUCCUGUUCGGCAGAGAAGUUCACAUGGUGUAGACAAGCCUUCAAGCCGCAACAGAUCCCCAAAACGUGUGAGGUCAAGAUCUCCUGCAUCUCAUUCACCAGUUAGAGAGAAGCCUUCAACUCGCAAUAGGUCUCCAAAACGCAGAAAAUCAGUCUCACCUCUACCUCAUUCACCAACCAGAGACAAAACUUCAGGCCACAGGAAAUCCCCCAAACGUCUAAGGUCAACAUCUCCUGAGUCAUCACCAAAGAUGGAAAAAUCUCGCUCACCUUCACCCCGGACUAGAAGAUUAAUGAGAGUUCAAGCUGAAAAAGAGGCUGAAAGGGAGCAUGAUAAAAAUCAUGGGAAGGGGGGUGACAGGACUAGGCACCCUGAAAAGGAUUCCGACAGACAUGAACCAAUUGAGAGAAGAGAACGAAGAUCAGGACGGGAUAGUUAUAAUAAUGGGUCUUCAAAGUCAAGGCAUGAAAGAUCGGCUUCUCCUGAUCAUUCCCAUAGGCGACAACAUAGAUCUCGAUCACCUGCUGUCACAAAUAGGAGAGAACGUGAUGAGGGGACACACACCAGAGGAGAUGAUCACAGGAAUAAUGACAAUGAUUCACUAACUAAGAUGAAGGCAGCUGAGGAGGCCCUGCAAGCUAAGGAAAAGGUUCAGGAAAAACCUUCAUUUGAGCUGUCUGGGAAGCUGGCUGCAGAGACUAAUAGAGUUAGAGGCAUAACACUUCUUUUCAAUGAGCCACCAGAUGCUAGAAAACCAGAUGUGAGGUGGAGAUUAUAUGUCCUUAAGAGUGGUGAAGUGUUUAAUGAGCCCCUGUAUGUGCAUCGACAAAGCUGUUAUCUUUUUGGGAGAGAACGCAGGGUUGCAGACAUUCCUACAGAUCAUCCAUCCUGCAGCAAGCAACACGCUGUUCUUCAGUACCGGCAAGUUGAGAAGGAGAACCCUGAUGGUACUUUGUCUAAGCAAGUAAGGCCUUACAUAAUGGAUCUCGGGAGCACAAAUGGAACUUUCAUUAAUGACAAUCGAAUUGAAGCUCAGAGAUACUAUGAACUCUUGGAGAAAGACACGAUAAAGUUUGGUAAUAGCAGCCGUGAGUAUGUAUUGCUUCACGAGAAUUCUGCUGGAUGAUGAUUAUUGAUUGACCGCCCGGAGGGUGCCAUUGGUGACAAUCAAUAUUUUGCAGGAAAGGGACGAUUAGUGUGCUGAUUAUUGUACUAUUCAUUCUCUUAUGAGAGAGGGAACAUCAUGGUUUUUUUUUUUUUUUUUUUUUUUUUUUUUUUGAGAAUUACAACUAUUUAAUUUUGGUGUAAACCUUUUAACUUCCUAAAGUUUCUUAUCAAAAUUAUUUCUUUGUUAGUUUGUCUUUAUUUAGUUUGAGACUUUGAGGUAAAUAUAAUGUGCAUUUCGAUCAUGUAACAGGCAUGAAUUUGAAAUGAUAAGUUUCUACGAGUCUCAGGGUAUUGAGUGUUAAA
This is a messenger RNA of Ipomoea nil (Japanese morning glory), 1891 nucleotides long. RefSeq names its product FHA domain-containing protein DDL-like. The coding region runs from base 339 to 1547 and encodes 402 amino acids. Gene Ontology annotation, molecular function: protein binding; mRNA binding. The transcript is spliced from 12 exons. Gene Ontology annotation, cellular component: nucleus. The record is from RefSeq and is a predicted model, not a curated record. Lineage: Eukaryota; Viridiplantae; Streptophyta; Magnoliopsida; Solanales; Convolvulaceae.